GCGAUUUGAAUGGAGCAUUGCAUUGGAGCUUCGUCCGCCGCACAGAACGUUAUCGUUAUAAAACACACGCAUUUUCCAGGAGCAAUCAAGUGCGGUGUCGGUGAAUUAAAUUGAAAUUAAAUCAAUUGAUACGACAGCGGUGAAAUCGAAGAGCGCGGAAUCAUCGUCGCUUUAACUAGAGUGUAUUGUGUAACUUUUCAAGACGAUGACAGACCAAAAGGAGGCGACGCGGGGAAGGGUGCCACUGAUCAUAUGAUUGCACAAAGCGGAAAAAACCUAAAAACAUAGCAAACAUUCAUUUCGUUGCCAGAAAAGAAAACAUUACGAAAAUCGAAAGGACAAUAUUGCCCUGGUAUUUUCUCCACUUUCCAUCAUGUACACAAUCAACAAGGGACCCAGCAAAAUCGUUGCUAAAACGCGUCGCGGCCUGGCACAAAAUUUUGAAAAAUUCGAAAGCAUCAAGGAGAGCGGCCGGAAGAAUGCCAGUUUCGAUCUGAACAGUCCCGAGGAGCACAAAAAUAUACCGCGUCCGGUGUUUCAACAGAGCUUCUCCUCCAAGCGGAUAACGCCGACCAAACUGAUCGAGGAUGAGGUGAUAACGCCGCAGCAUGAGGAAAUUAUACGUUACAUAAAUGACUCCUGGAACAUGCUGGUAGCGCAAAAUCCCUACGACUCGAGCUCAUCCGCCAAGCCCGCCGAGAAACCGGUGGCGGAUGCCAACAACAACAGCGCCGCCAGCCCGGUGGAGAGCAUCAUGGCGAACACACCUGUGCCCGCAUCCUCGACAGCGACCGUUUGGGUGGAGCCGCCGAGCCCGGCGCUGCAGGACUUCAAGCCCUUCGACCUGGAGUCGUGGUGGGGCCGUCGCCUCUUCCAGAACAUUACCAAGAGCCUCUAAAAUGGAUAUUCGGGCCGUGAGAGACAGAGCCUGCUCUUUGGUAAUUCCUAGCUAGCUAGUGCUUCCUUUUGUACUUGUACGUUCGACUGGACAUAGGCAAAAUCACACUAGAUAUAUCUAUAGACGAGACGAGAAACUUGCGUAGAUUUCGGUUAGUGGCUAAGUAAUUAUCACUUUGGACUUUAGCGGUUAGGCAGCCUCUGAUGUGGCAAGGCAUGCUUUAGUCUCUUGUUGUUUUAUAAGUGUGUAAAUGAGGUAAAUUAGGAGUCGUCGCCGUUGGCCAAUGUAAAUACUACCUUCGAUUUCUGAUUUGCACUUAAGAAUGUGUUAUAGAGCUGUAAGAAACGUAUCAUCUGGUUUUGCUUGCCAGUUUUUAAAAUCAACACUCUUGUGAAUUGUAUAAAACGAUAAGGUUCGAAUUGACAUCAAAUUUUGCAAAUCCAUUUUGGUCUCACUCAUUUUUGUAAUUGCUGAUUUAACUCUUAACAAUUGCCUGUAUAUAUAUUAAAAAAAAAUGAUUUUCUUUUGUGGACCAUAGUUAAGAUUUAGGAAUAUCCAAAGUAGGAAAUGGUUGAGCCGAUUCCUCGCCACUGGCAUGCAUGUAUUUAGUUUCUCACUCUAGAUCGUUUUAUGUUUAGCAUAAAUAAAAAAUUCAGCCUGUUGCAAAAUAUUA
Molecule: messenger RNA, 1571 nt
Organism: Drosophila rhopaloa
Lineage: Eukaryota; Metazoa; Arthropoda; Insecta; Diptera; Drosophilidae
Product: MAPK regulated corepressor interacting protein 2
Exons: 4
Coding region: 374-898 (174 amino acids)
Source: RefSeq, a predicted model, not a curated record